Messenger RNA from Carica papaya (papaya), 1662 nucleotides. RefSeq names its product coiled-coil protein. NCBI's taxonomy places the organism in Eukaryota, Viridiplantae, Streptophyta, Magnoliopsida, Brassicales, Caricaceae. The record is from RefSeq and is a predicted model, not a curated record.
UCUUAAUGAAAUGAAUUUCUUUUCAAAAAAAAAACUUGUAUUUUUUGCAAAUGAAGUUAUGGUCGGACAAAUUAAUAAUCUAAUAUGGGCGCGAAAGUAUAUUGUAUAAUAUAAUACUGGCUCCUCGCUCAUUCUGGAUGAAACCUCUAACGUGUCAGUGAUGGGGUUUCUCUCGCUGCCACUUCAGCUAAUAUUUCCACCUGUUACCCCUCUCUGUAUUGCCGUCUGCUCCGAUUGCAGUAGUGUAAUCUCAUCACUGCAAGCAUUUGUUCUUUCCUGCACUUUCUGUUUUCCGUGUGUAUAUCUGCAUGCUAGUGGAGCUUAAAUGUUUUCUAUCUUAGCCUUUCUAUACUGCGAGAAUAUGUAAUUUAAGUAUUCAAGAGUUCUCCUGGGGAACUAAAGUUGGACCUUACGGUGUUUCGUGAGUUAAUUGCUACCAUAAUGAUCCUGCUCCCGAAGCCUUUCUCACUUUGCAUCCAUGUGUGCAUCUUCUGGGUGAAGACUGCUAUGGUUGUUAUGUACAUAUCAAUGCAGCUGGUAAGAGCUUUGAUAUGCUUCCCAAUGAAUAUGUUGUGGAAAACAAUGAUUUGGUUGGCUGCUCUUCUAUAUCUUCCAGUGAGACUUUUGACUGCCUUACAACGGGAGAGACUGGUGGAACAACAUUUGCUUGAGAUGCAGUUUGAGGUGGAGACCCUUCUAUGGGAAGGCCAAAAAUUUCAAGAAAAUAUCCAGACAGUCAUAAAAGAACAUAGAACUUUGGGGUCUAUGUUAGCAGAAGUUGAGGAGGAACGUGAAAGGGCCAUUGCUAAAAUUGAGAAGCUAGAGGAUGAGGUAAACAAUUUAUCUUCUUCAACUGGCUUCUUAUCUGUUGAACUGAAGCCCAAGCACACUAUUAUUGACAAACCAAAGGUACGGGCUUUGAAGGAGGAAAACAUUUGGCUGAAGGAAAUUCGUGGUCAAGAAAGUUGGAGCUUGAAAGGGCAUGCUGACCAAGAUAGUGGCCAAAAUAUUGGUACCAUUGACGACCAUCAUCUUCCUUGCUGGAGUGACACAUGGCUAUCUUGGCAUGGGAAAAGUAGCCAAAUCUGCCAGGAUGGAAUGAUGAAAAGAGAUGAAAGCACGGAGGAGAACAAGAAUCAUACUGGAUUGUUUAGUUAUCUAAAAGCUGGAUCAACCAGUAGGGCUCCUGUACAACCCUUUACACUCAAUACUGACCCCAGAAAAAUGGAAAUUAGUGAAAUUCUUCAUAAAAGAGAGAUUGCACUUUCACAGACUACUUUGGGUGCAGUCUUAUCGCUUUUGGUUGAAAUGAUUAUCUGGGAAUCUGAAGACCUUUGCGUACCCCUCUUAGGAGCCCUUUAUGCUGUUGUUGGUAUGUCACUAAAAAGUUCUUUCGAGUUUUUCUCUAGUGUAAAAAACAGAGCUGGUUCAGAUGCAGUGGCUCUCUUAAGCCUAAACUGGUUCAUUCUUGGCACACUCAGUUAUCCAACGUUUUCCAAGGUUGCUUGGAUGUUCGCCCCACUGAUCUCAAGAGUUAUGGACUGGAUGGUAAGUUUGCUAGGCUUCUAAAAAUCUGUUGGUCGGUAGAUCUACCUGCCUUGUGAUAUACUUACAAAUGCAUGCACCAUAAGUUUCAGGAGUUUUGUAUCAUAUGAUCAAGGU